Dendroctonus ponderosae (mountain pine beetle) is the source of this 1683-nucleotide messenger RNA. RefSeq lists its product as uncharacterized. The transcript is spliced from 9 exons. Bases 100 to 1416 code for a protein of 438 amino acids. The record is from RefSeq and is a predicted model, not a curated record. NCBI's taxonomy places the organism in Eukaryota, Metazoa, Arthropoda, Insecta, Coleoptera, Curculionidae.
GUUUGGAAUUUUGUAGAAAAGCUUUGUUUGUUGAAAAGUUUGUGAAUUCUUCGGUUUUUCACAUUUUCAAAAGUUAUUGCCGUAAAAAAAAUCGACAAAAUGACAUCCACAACUCUUGCGUCGAUGAGUUUGGUUUUGACGAACCGCGAUGUAAAAAACUCAGUAAACACUGUCCAACUAUCCAAGAAAUAUGUCAAGAGACUGGUGAAAAUCUCGAUUUUGAACAUUAUUUACCGGCGAAUUGCGAUUUCGGAGAAGGAAUUUGAGGUGAAGAAAUAUGAAAACAUUCCCUACAGAGUAUGUAAACGCAAGUCUCAAAAUACCUUUAUGAGGGUAUAUUAUCAUUCGGUUACCAAUAGUAUGAUUGAAGCUAUAGAAAAGGAUUAUCUGAAGGAAAUUGUUAUGCACAUCAUCGGAAAGGAUAAUAAUGACGAUCCCUUGGAAACUUACAAUAUAAAAAUUAAAUAUAACAAACAAGAUUCCAAGUCUAAUCAGAAAAGUUCAGCAGUAAAAGCCGCAACCAUGGAGUAUUUAAAAGCUCUGAGUGGAAUACCAGGGAAGAAGUGGCAAGAAGACAAUGUGAAAAUGUUUUUCGAGAUUUCUUAUAACGAAGGCGUUCCAAUUGAAUAUGAGCCUCCUAACUUUGAACCAGCCAAAAAACUGCUGUGUUCUAACCCAAAUAGAAUAAUAAGCUUGGGAGCUAUUUCUACUGGCUUUCAUAAAGUCAGUAUGUGGGGCCGCGGCGUAAAUUUUGCCGAAAUCCGAGAACUUACUCCUUCUGGAAAUAGUUCAGUCCCAGUAAGUAAUACGAAAAACCACUUAUUGGAGGAUGACGAUAACAUGGAAGACAUCCCUGAGGUGAAGCGGAAGCAGAACAAUGGUACAUGCGGCGAAAAUGCGUCAAAAAAACGUAAACUGCAGGUCAUAUCACCUAGUUGUGACAUAAGUACAAAUGGAGAACUUGAUUGGGGAAAUAUUUCGAUCAUGUCCAGUGAAGAUGACACAUACUGUCCGUGUAAAUGGCGACUGCCUGACAAAUAUGAAACCAUAAAAUGCACAAAAUGUUUUGCAAAAGUGCAUUUAGCAUGCCACGGAUACAUCAAUAUCGAAGCUGUUGAUAAAACUAAGUUUAGCUGCUAUACAUGUUCAUAUUCUAGGACUGGCAAGAACAAAUUAAACAAAAUGAAUUUGUUGAUAAAAACGAGAGCAAUUCUCUAUGGAAUUCAACUUGAAAAGUCUAUUCCAAACGAAAUGAAGUUGGCUACUAAAGAUGAAGCUGCGUAUAUUCUAGAACAACUAGACUCACUUGGAGUUAUUGACUGCUCGUCUUCUUCGUUUAGCAAGAUCAACGAAAAGUCCUUAAGCAGUGCAAUCCUGGCAACAUUUAAUUUAAAAGAUGCUCAAAACCUAGCUUAGGUUAAUUAAAAAAAAAAACGUUUUUUACAUUUGUUACAUACUUAUUACUGUUAAUUAAUACUACAUAUUUAUUACUGUUAAUUAAUUGUUUAUGAUAUACUUAAUUGUUGUAGUUUCAAAGAGACAAAUAUUUUCAUUCCAAUGUAAUCAUCGUCGACUAGUUACUCCCUUAUUAUUACCUUAUGUAGUACUUUCUAUGUAUUACCGAAUUUGUUCCGUGUUCGUUUUGCGGAUUACAUUUAAUAAAAAAAAAAUUAUUCAAUGAAA